UUAGGAGUUUUUGUGCAUCUCGUUCUAUAAUAUUUACGUGAAAUCGCGUGUUUUUCGAGUAUUUAAAACAAUUCCUGAAUUAGAAAUUGAUGGUAUAUCCUUCGUUAACACAACCUCUAUAAUCAUCACGGCUACAAUAUCAUGCCCGCCUUUUUUAUAUUCGACCCCAGUUGAUUCCUGAGUGUUUAUAUUAUUUAUUUACUAGAUUUAAGAGUCGUACCGUUUAAUUCGCCUACUAGGAAUUAUGAACGGAACCACGAUGGAUCGUCAUGGUCAGACUAAUCCCAAGGCACCGAAGAAUUACAAGCUUCUCGUGGAUCCUUUUCUGGUUAAAGGGGCCGCCAAGCUGUACAGAUAUGACGGGGUGGUGCUGAACGAUUCGUCGUACCCUCCGGUUAUUCCCAGAGACCCGAGGUCGCAUCUAACACGGAUUUGGACCAGACUGGAAACAUUGGACCUACCUGUCCCUAGAUUCAAGAUAGAUCUGAACUACGUGGGCGAGCCCCCCUCCAUAGAGGUGACCAUCUUCCACCUGAACGACAACAUCGACAAACAAUUCCUCCGGGACAUGGUACAGAAGUUCGGCGUCAUCGAAGAGCUAUUCAUAUACUACCACCCGUCGACGAACAAGCAUCUCGGCAUCGGCAGAGCGGUCUUCGAGUCAAUCAAGGGUGCCAAGGCGUGCGUAGAGAAACUGAACCAGACCAGCGUCAUGGGCAAGAUCCUCGAGGUGUUCCUCGACCCGUUCGGCGAGCAGUGCAAGAAGAAAUUCGAGGAGUUCACGACGGAGAAGAAACCGCCGCCCCCCGCCGCUGCUCCGGCCGCCGAGACCUCGCCCAAGGCCGAAGAGAAGGCUAAGAGUAAUGAGGACAAGCCGUACGACCCAGCAGACAACGAUUUCGACGAGCGGGACUCGUACAAGGCGAAGGAGAAGACCAAGGAGCUGGAGGAGUACGAGGCGACCAAGAAGGCCAGGGAGAGGGAGAGAGAACGGGAACGUGAGAGGGACAGGGAGAGGGAACGGGAUAGGGAGCGGUACAGCAGCAGGAGUUACAGGAACGACUUCGCGACGCCCAGCAGUACAGAUAUGGGUUACGGGACGGCGCCGAGCGAUUUCUCCGCUAGUUUUGGAUCGGCCGGCACGACCCCUUUAGCUUACGAGUACCACAGCCACAGCAUAGCCGCCCUCUCGGGUCAGUACCCGUACGCCACGCCGACCUACCACCCGAUGAGCGCUCCCCCCGUUUGGCCCAUAGCGACGCCACAGUGGCCCGCCGAGAGCUGGGACAGGUCGCCGGCCAGCCUGGCGCCGCCGCCUAAAUGGCCGGAGGAGAAACACUCCCACAAGAGCAAAGAUAAAGAGUGGAGGGAACGGGAGAGAGACCGCGAGCGCGACAAGGAGAGAGACAGGGACCGGGACAGGGACAGGAAGAGGAGCGGCGGCGGCGGGUCCAGCAGUAAGAGCAGGAAGGAGAAGGACCGCGACAAGGAUAAGGUCAACUCUCAAACGACAGAGGAAGAAAACAAGCCGCUGGACCUGGACACCAGGAUAGCCCUGCUGCUGAAAGAAAAGGGCUCAGGGGGCAUGGCGCCGCCGUUCCUCGCCCUCGGCGUCGACUCGGACGACGAAUCAAAAUCCUCGGAAAAGUUGUCGAAGCACCUGCCCAUACCCACUUCCCUGGACAGCGACGACGACGAUCGCUCCAGCAUUUCACUGAGCGACAUGCCGAUCAACCCCCCGGCCCCCGACCUGGACAUCGACAUCGCCAAGGACGACGAGAGUUUUCCGCUGUCGGUGCCACCGUCUCCGUUCCUGUCCAAGGACGUUUAUCUGGAGUGCCAUCGCCUCGCUUUGGAACAGGCUGUCGUGGCCAGGCAACGGGAAGCCCUAGAGACGACGGCCCUGCUGAAGAAGGCCCACAUAGAGAUGAACAAGAUCGGCAGCGACAUCUCCUCGAGCGAGGACGAAUUACUUACGGGCGAGGGCAUCCAGAACAACUACAGCCCCAUAGAGAGGAUGGAAUUGAAGAACGAGUUCAAGAUGGAGAAGGACGACGACCGGAUGAGCCUGUCGUCGUUGAGCAGCAACGACACGAAGAUCGAGGAGGUGAAGCCGGAUCCGCCGCCGCCGCCAUUGCCCCCGAACCCGCCCUCGGGGGUCCCGCCUCCCAUGCCGCCGAUACCCGGCGUGUAUCCGGCGCAGUACCCGGGGAUCCCACACUAUCCCGGAUACCCCGGACCGCAGUAUGCCGCCUACCCGACCACCCCCUUCGCCUACAGCCACCAGGACUGGCGGCAGGCCUACCCGUACGGCCAGCACAUGUACCUCCCCCACCCCCAGUACCCCCAAUUCCCGACGCUCCACCCCGCCGCCCAGCCCUAUAUAUCCUACCAGAUGCCCCAGAAGCGGCCCGAGGACGAUAAAGACGACCCCCACGCCGUCACCAUCAACUCGGUGGUGCAGCAAGUGACGCAGGAGCUCAAGAACAUCCUCAAGAGGGACUUCAACAAGAAGAUGGUGGAGAACACGGCGUUCAAGAAGUUUGAGGACUGGUGGGAGGAGGAGAGCUGCAAGGAGAACAAGGCGAAGGACCGCGAGGACCUCGCCGACAAGCAGGUCGUACCGAAGGACAACAUCAACAUAUUGUUGGAGUCGAACCGCGAGAACCUAUACAGCAACAUCAACCUGGACACGAUAGGGCUCGGCCUAGGCUUACGGGCUUCCUUACCAAAGAUGCCGAGCUUCAGGCGGAAGAAGAUCCCAUCGCCCGUGCCGGAAGACGAGGACGACACGCAGAAAGUGUCGGAUAGCGAGGAAAUUGUGCAGGAUUACGACUCGGACGCUACCAGGACGUCGCAGAGGGCGAGGAAGAGCUCGACGAGCAGCAGCAGUUCCUCGUCGAGUUCCUUCACUUCGGAUUCGGACACGGACAGCUCGGACGAGAGCUCUUCGGAUUCCGAGACGGAGGUGAAGCAGAUCAACAGGCGCAGCGUCAGUCCUGAGGGGAAGAAGAAGGCCGCAGUGGAACCCGAGGCCGUCUCGAUGGACAUGUUCGAGUCGCCCCUGCGGGACGGCAUCGAGGCUAGGAAUAAGACGCCGGAACCCAUGCAGAUCGACACCGACGACUUGACCCCAAAACAACAACCAGCCCCCAAACCGCUACCCACCGACCUGUUCGACAGCGACAGCGACCUGAGCGACACGGAACGGCUCAUCCUCGAACGCCGACGGCUCAACACGGAGUACAUGGAACAAAUAGAGAAGGAGAGGGAGGAACGCGCCCCCAAACGGGUCGAGGAGGAGAAGGAGACCCUCAGCGAGACCUCCUCGCCCGAGAAAGCCCGUCGGGAACCAGACGAGAAAUCCAAAGACGUCAUGGAGAAGACCCUGGAGGAACUGGAGGCGGAACGGGACGCACUGCUCCAAGCGGUGCGGAAUCCGGAGCCGCCCUCGUUCAUGGAAGUGGACGAGGAAGCGGAUAAGACGGCGACAGACGUCCAGCAAGGGCUCUCUAAGGUUAAGGCGCACGUCGAUUCGGACGAGGAGAACCUGGAGGCGAGGCGGGCGAAGAAGGAGAGGAACGGAACGGAGAUCAACGGGGACGUGGAGCUGGCCAAGAGGCUGUCGGAGAGCUCGGCGGGCGACGGCAGCCCCUGCGGACAGGUGGCGAUCGAGCAUUCGUACUGCCUGCUGCGGCCUGAAAAGGAGAACCUGGAGGUCGCGGCGGACGCCCUCCAGGCGAAGCAGAUCGUGCAUGACCAUGGGUACACGCGGGAGGAGAAGGUGGAGAAAGCGAAGAAGGAGAAGCCGCCGAAGCAGCCCCGGCCGAGGAAGCCCAAAGACCACAAGAAGCUGCAGGAGCUGCAGAACACCCUCGGCUACGAGGAUGAGAACGACAGGAGGACGUCGGCGAUGCCGUACAACCUGCACAGCACGGUGGUGCACAAGGUGCGGGACCAGAUGUCUGAGUUCGGCGUCCUCUACGAGUUCCUGACCAAAGGCAUCGACCACGAGGACAUACAGUACAUAAAGAAGUCGUACGAGGAGAUGCUGUCGAACGACACGAUGGGCUACUGGCUGAACGACACCCACUGGGUGGACCACUGCCUCACGGAUCUCUACUCGACCCCGCCGAAGCGGAGGAAAAAGGACGAGCGGCUGCACGUCACCGGCAGCGCCAGAACCGAAGGCUACUACAAGAUCUCGGCGCACGAGAAGUCGCGCUACAAGUACCACCACGCCAAGUCGCACGCCAUAUCCAUGGCCAACGUGUCGGCAGCUACCAAGCAAGGGCUAUCCAGGGAGGCGAGGUCGAACCAGAGGAGGCUUCUCACUGCUUUCGGCAGCGACACGGACUCCGACCUCCUCAAAUUCAACCAGCUCAAGUUCAGGAAGAAGCAGCUGAGGUUCGCCAAGUCCGCCAUCCACGACUGGGGGCUGUUCGCCAUGGAGCCCAUCGCGGCUGACGAAAUGGUUAUCGAGUAUGUGGGCCAGAUGGUACGCCACAGCGUGGCGGACCUCCGGGAGCAGAAGUACGAGGCGACGGGCAUCGGCAGCUCCUACUUAUUCCGGAUAGACCUGGAGAACAUCAUCGACGCGACGAAGUGCGGCAACCUGGCCAGGUUCAUCAACCACAGCUGCAACCCCAACUGCUACGCCAAGGUGAUAACGAUCGAGUCGCAGAAGAAAAUCGUGAUAUAUUCCAAGCAGAGCAUCGGCGUCAACGAGGAGAUAACGUACGACUAUAAGUUCCCCAUCGAGGACGAGAAGAUACCGUGUCUGUGCGGCGCGGCGGGAUGCCGGGGGACGCUGAACUAAGGGGCGCGGUAGCGAUGCGGGUUUCGUCGAGAUAUCAACCACCGCGGUGUGAGAAUUAAGUCGAGGGGCACGUUUUGAGUUUUUUUCGUUGAUUUCUGGGUAGACGGAGGGAAGGUUACCGUCGUGCAAUAUCGGACGGGGGGAGUACGCGUUUACGCGAGGUCGAGGCGGUAGCGAUUGUAUAUAAAUGUAUCGUGUGACGAGAGCUUCGUGGGGACCGCCGGCAGAGGGACGUUUUAUGGAGAAAUGCUAGGUUUAAAGGAGAUAAGUGUGUAUAGUGAGGAAUGACACGUGGAAUUUUAAAUUAUGUGUUUUUUAUCUGUAUAUAUUAUACUUUCUUGUAAAUACUAGCGAUAGUUGUUAAAUAUUGUGUUUUUAUUUCAAACACU
Messenger RNA from Anoplophora glabripennis (Asian longhorned beetle), 5208 nucleotides. It is a transcript of the gene Set1, whose product is annotated as histone-lysine N-methyltransferase SETD1. The transcript is spliced from 13 exons. Gene Ontology annotation, molecular function: RNA binding; histone H3K4 methyltransferase activity; protein binding. The coding region runs from base 245 to 4819 and encodes 1524 amino acids. Lineage: Eukaryota; Metazoa; Arthropoda; Insecta; Coleoptera; Cerambycidae. The record is from RefSeq and is a predicted model, not a curated record. Gene Ontology annotation, cellular component: Set1C/COMPASS complex.